Molecule: messenger RNA, 3972 nt
Organism: Carassius auratus (goldfish)
Lineage: Eukaryota; Metazoa; Chordata; Actinopteri; Cypriniformes; Cyprinidae
Gene: znf384a
Product: zinc finger protein 384 a
Exons: 12
Coding region: 184-1953 (589 amino acids)
Biological process (GO): regulation of transcription by RNA polymerase II
Molecular function (GO): DNA-binding transcription factor activity, RNA polymerase II-specific; RNA polymerase II cis-regulatory region sequence-specific DNA binding
Source: RefSeq, a predicted model, not a curated record
CAUUCACAGGAAGUAUAGUCGAGCGGAGUCGGGUAGCCCUUCGCGAGGGAAAAAAAUAGAAAAAAAUUGAGGGAAAAAAAAUCGGUGAAUCCAAGGGGUUCGGGCGGAUUUGGACGAAGUUUCCGAACUGUCCCGGCCCGGAGGAGCCCUGGGGGUUGAAAGGGAAUCGCCAGCACCGAAAUAAUGGAAGAUUCCCAUUUCAACUCAUCAUACUUUUGGUCUCCCGUACCAACAGUACAAGGACAGAUUGAGAACGCCAUGUUUCUGAAUAAGAUGAAAGAGCAGCUGGGGCCAGACAAGGGCACUGCUUUUCCUCACUCAUCCGCGGCGCAUUACCCCACCGCGGUGCUGACGGUGCCAGGCUCAGUCUCCAUGGACACAGGAGCCAUCGGGAGGUUGCCGAAGCAGGAGGGUGGAGGAGGAGGAGGCGGGACAUCAGGGGCGCAAAUAACUGGAUUGGGAUCACACCUGCACCCACCUCACACAUCCCAGAACAUCACGGUGUUGCCCGUCCCGUCUACUGGCAUCAUGACGGCAGCGGGGUUAGUGAUCACGACUCCUCAGGGGGCGCUGGUCUCUCCUUCGGCCUCCUCUCAGUCUUUUGUUUCUGGACCGCCCACAACAACCAUGAUUGUGUCCGCUUUGCACCCGUCAAACACAGAGGCUGUCCGGCCCCCUUCCCUCUAUCUCCACAGCCACUACAAGAAAGAAGAUGGCAGUGUUCCACCUGCUGUAGUCAUGCCGCUUCCCUCAAAGCGGGGCAGAAAGAAAAAGUCCAUGAUGCCGAGGGCAGGUCCGGUUUCUGCCCACGCACUUGCCACAGGAAGUGAUGCGCUGAUUCUUGCACACCUGGCCGCGGGGGGACAGCAUAACACAAGUGACCCGUACGACCUUUCCAAUGAUGAGGAUGAUCAUCAAGGCAAAGAUGGGAACAAGUCCUACAGGUGUCGGAUGUGUGCGGUGACGUUCUUCAGCAAAUCAGACAUGCAGAUUCAUGCCAAGUCACACACGGAGGCGAAGCCACACAAGUGUCCUCACUGCUCCAAAUCCUUUGCCAACUCCAGCUAUCUGGCGCAACACAUCCGCAUCCACAGUGGCGCCAAACCCUACACCUGCUCCUACUGCCAGAAAACCUUCAGGCAGCUCAGCCAUCUACAACAGCAUACACGAAACCACACCGAGGGCAAGCCACACAAGUGUCCUCACUGCUCCAAAUCCUUCGCCAACUCCAGCUACCUGUCCCAGCACAUGCGCAUCCACAACGGCGCCAAACCCUACACCUGCUCCUACUGCCAGAAAACCUUCAGACAGCUCAGCCACUUACAGCAGCAUAACAGGAUUCAUACUGGCGAUCGGCCAUACAAGUGUUCCCAUCCCGGCUGUGAGAAAGCUUUUACCCAACUAUCCAACCUCCAGUCUCAUCGAAGACAGCACAACAAGGAUAAGCCAUACAAAUGUCACAAUUGUAACCGUGGCUACACAGAUGCAACCAGCUUGGAGGUUCACUUGUCGACACAUACGGUUAAACACGCCAAACUCUUCUCCUGUGGCCUCUGCAACCGCUCCUACACAUCUGAGACGUACCUGAUGAAACACAUGAGAAAACACAACCCAGAUGCUCUGACGGUAGCAGCUGCAGUGGCUGCCCAGCAAUCCCAGCAGGGCCACAAUCCGGCUCAGCCCUCGGGCGCAGGAAGUGGCAGGGGUCGCGGGCGAGGAAGGGGGGCCGGAGCUGCCGUGGCGCAAGCACAGAACCGGCCCAACCCCGCACCACCAACCAGUUACUCUGUUACAGAGGGAAUACCCUGCCCUUUCGACCUGCAUCAGUACAAGACCGUGUCGGCUGGAGAGAUCCAGUACAAACCAGUCACUGUGGCCGACCUGACGGCCCACAAAGACCUCUGCCUCACCGUCUCCACCUCUGCCAUCCAGGUGGAGCACAUGAACUCGUAGAGGAACUUGAGGAGAACGAGAGCGAGGAGGAGGGAUGAGGAGAAAUGGACCAUGAAUAGGGAAGGAAAUAAAACACUGCCUUGGGACAGAUGAAGAUUUCCAAACUGGCAGGAGGAAAGGGCAGGUUUGCAAAUUAAGGAGAAAAGGAGAGAUGAAGGAGAGGAGCGCAUGAACUCUUAUGAGUUGUCUUUCUUUAGACUUACUCUGCAGUGUCACAAAAAAGGCCUUAAACUUUCAUAGUGGCCAUUUUCAGUUAGAAGCUAUUGAAAUAUACAAUUCCCAGCCCCAGUGCUGUUCCUUUUUCAACUUUAGAGUGCCCCAGUCGGGUUAUGGAGGUAAAAAUCCCAUUUGUGUUCUUCAUAUGAGAAUUGAUUUUUGAUAAAUGCUUUUUGUUUAAGACAGCGCAACUGUGAGCUACAAGGUUGUUAAAGGGAUAGUUCACCCAAAAAUGAAACUAUUGUCAUCAUUUAUUCUCCCUCAAGUUGUUCCAAAACCUUUUUGUUGAACACCAAAGUAGAUAUUUUAAAAAAUGUCACCAGACAUUUGCUAGUAGCCAUUGAUUUACAUUGUAUUAGUAAUUGAUUUGCAUGAUAAUUUUUAAUGAUUCAAUUUCAGAAUUACAAAGAAAAUAACGAAGCACCAUCAGUGGAGAAAGGAUUUUCUAAUUUAUUUUACAUUAGUGAUUUUUUUUUUUUUUCUGUACAUGGCACAUUUUUACAUCACUUCUAAGAGGAACGAAAACAAAGGUUAAUUAUGUUGCAGGGAUUGUGUGAGAUUGACUGAAAAGGACACUAGCUUAAUGGGUGAUAAAGAUAAAGGUUACGAAUGCCAGCUAACGGAGACUAGCACAUGCUUUUAAAUCCAGCAAGCUGAAUUAUUUUCUAAUUGAUAAUGUUACAAACGCUAGUAAACAAGAAAAUAUGCAAAAACUCCACCAAAUGAAUUCUACAGAAAUGCAAGUACAGCAGGUUUAUAGUAAUAAUUCACCCAAAUCAAGUUAAAUUACUGAUCUGUAUGACUUAUGAAGUUUAAAUGCCUUUUAUGACACUGCUUUGCAGGCCUGCUGAUUGACAUUUCUAGCAAAUGUGCAAGAGGUUUGUCACUAUCAGCCGAGACCGAGAGGUGGCUAAGACUGCACUAAAGGGGGAGAAGGAUAAACAGAAGCUAAUGGUUUAUGGGAGAUGGCACUUAAAUGAACUUUUUUAUUCAUCGUUUCAGUUUUCGUCAUGACUUUUUAGCCAUUUAUCACAUGUAUUUUUCUAUUGUCCUUGUGUUUGUAUGUGUUUGAGUGUACGAAGGGUUGGUUGAAAGAGCAUGUAAGAGAACAUUUAAAGAUGAGAAUGUGUGAAAACAUUUAUAAAGUUGUCUUUUUUUGAAGAGUUUAGUUGUUUUAUAUUUUCUCCCCACAAAGAGUCUUUUUUUCCGGAGGGAAAAAGCAUAGACAACGAUUUGGUUACCAGGUACUAUUUAGUAGAGUUUUUUUAAAACCUUUAAUAAUACCAGUUAUUAUAUUAACUUUGUUUUUUAUGCAUUUAUUAUUAUCAUCAUUAUCCAUUGGGAGUUACUCUGUGUGCGCGCGCACGUGUGUGUGUGUGUGUGUGUCCGUGUGUGUGUGUGUGUGUGUAUAUAGAGAGCGAUAACAUGUUCAUUCAAAAAGGGAAGGACUAUCUUUCUGGUCCAGCUGAAAUGUGAUUUUUUUUAAAUGUAUUAAAGGCAACAUUAGAGAUCAGAGUAUGGGAUGUUAACAUAUUGCUAAACCAUCCCAUCCCUGACCUACAUGAUGAAAUCUGUCUCCAGUAAGCAGCCAAGUGAUUGGCUGAUCCUCCACAUAUAAACUUGAUGUAUCCAUAUAUGUCUUUGGAAAAUAACACGGUUCUCAAUAUUAUUAUUAAUGUUACUUCUGUCACUUCUGAUAUUAACUGCUCUUUAAGAUGACUUUGCUGUAUAGAUCAACAUUCAUUCAUUUUGACGUAACUGUUUCUCCUAAUAUGAACAAUAAAAAAUUAUAAACAUUUUAAA